Scleropages formosus (Asian bonytongue) is the source of this 2471-nucleotide messenger RNA. Its product is annotated as neuronal pentraxin-1-like. The coding region runs from base 99 to 1400 and encodes 433 amino acids. The transcript has 5 exons. The record is from RefSeq and is a predicted model, not a curated record. Lineage: Eukaryota; Metazoa; Chordata; Actinopteri; Osteoglossiformes; Osteoglossidae.
GAGAGCUGCUCACAGCGUCGCUGGACAGCGCCGUGGUGCUGAAACGGAGCGCGAGCGCGAGCACGAGUGCGAGCAGCAGAGCCGUCCCCGAGGCAACGAUGGCACAGCACGCGAAGCGGAUGCCGUGGAAACUUUUCCUGCUCUCGUUCUUACUCUGGGAAGGAUCUGCUCAAGACUUCGGGCAGACGCAGUUCAUCUGCACGUCCGUGCCCAAGGAUAUGGACCUGUGCGCGGCCACGAUGCAGAACAGCGGGCCGGCCGAGGACCUCAAGACCACCGUGAUGCAGCUGAGGGAGACCGUGCUCCAGCAGAAGGAGACCAUCAUGAACCAAAAGGAGACCAUCAGGGAACUGACCUCCAAGCUGAGUCGCUGCGAGAGUCAGAGUGGUGGCUCGGAGCCCGGGGACUCGAAGCCCGGCGGGGGUCGCAGGAAGGAGCCGGGCUCCAAGAACACCAUGGGGGAUGUGUCGCGGGGCCCCACGGACACGCUGGCGCAGCUGGGACAGACGCUGCAGACCCUCAAACAGAGGCUCGAGAACCUCGAGCAGUUCAGCAGGAACAACAGCUCGGCUCAGACCAACAGCCUGAAAGACCUGCUGCAGAACAAGAUCGACGACAUGGAGAAGCAGGUUCUGUCCCGGGUCAACACGCUGGAGGAGAGCAGACUGGGCCAGAGGAACGAGACGGAGCAGCGGGGGAAGGUGGAGUCCACACUGACCUCGCUGCACCAGCGCAUCACAGACCUGGAGAAAGGUCAGAAGGACAACCGGCCGCCCGACAAGUUCCAGCUGACCUUCCCCCUGCGCACCAACUACAUGUACGCCAAGGUGAAGAAGAGCUUACCGGAGAUGUACGCAUUCACGGUGUGCAUGUGGAUCAAGUCGAACGCGUCCCCGGGCGUGGGCACCCCCUUCUCGUACGCCGUGCCCGGGCAGGCCAACGAGCUCGUGCUCAUCGAGUGGGGCAACAAUCCCAUGGAGAUCCUCAUCAACGACAAGGUCGCCAAGCUCCCUUUUCUCAUCAACGACGGAAAGUGGCAUCACAUCUGCGUGACGUGGACGACACGUGACGGGGUGUGGGAGGCCUAUCAAGACGGGGUGAUGAGGGGCAACGGAGAGAAUCUAGCUCCAUACCACCCCAUCAAACCUCAAGGAGAUCUAGUGUUGGGGCAAGAACAGGACACACUGGGAGGAGGGUUUGACGCAACCCAGGCCUUCGUGGGCGAGCUGGCCAACUUCAACAUCUGGGAUAAGAAGCUUUCUGCCGGAGAGAUUUACAGCCUGGCGACGUGCAGCAGCAAGGCGCCCGUGGGCAACGUGUUCGCCUGGUCCGAGUCCAGCAUCGAGCUGUUUGGAGGAGCCUCCAAGUGGACCUUCGAACCCUGCCGCCAGCUCAACUGACCCGCGCAACUCGGACGGGAAGAGGAAGGACAUCCGCGAUUAUGUCGUUCUAGUUCUCAUUUAACGUUUGUUUGGACAAGAGAUAUUUCUUUGAAAAUAAGCGCGAAGCUGGGAUUUAUAUAUACUUAAAUAUGUGCAAAACACUAAAUAUGUUUUUGUUAGUUUCCUUUUUUUUUUUUUCUCUUUGGUCUUGAAAAAUCUUUUAUUCCAUUCGUCUUGGAAACUUCAAUGGAACAGUGUUGGUAUUUGGUCUUUUUUCCGUCAAUCGGAGUUUUAUUUGCAAGCGCGAUGUUUGACAGGCCGACUCGAGUUUUUCUUUGUUUCUCCCCGUUGGGCGGUCGGUGCCUACCGCGGGACGAACGGUGUGACGACGCAGUCCGGACUGAGAGACUACACACUUUUGGAGGAGAACAUCUGAUGGUCCCAUCACCUACCUUAUCUGAGGUCAUGUUAAAUGAGACAGUAACAAAAUGAUGUUGAUCCAACCCUCCUUUUCUCUCUCUCUCUCUCUCUCUCUCUCUCUCUCUCUCUCUCUCUCUCUCUCUCUCUCUCUCUCUCUCUCUCUCACUUACACUCCCACCCGGAAUUUGCACUGUGACUGAAGCGUGAACCAGAGGGUGAUAUGUACACGGAGAGAGCGAGGACGGACUGUAACUACUGUUAUUGUUCUCAUUAUUUGCUUCAAGUGUUUCUGUAAGAAUGUUGUUAAUUGCCAACAUGUUACAAGCCUGGGUGCCUUGGGCUGGUGCGAAAAUUCAGCACAUUCGUUAUAGUUUGCAAAUUAUUUGAAUUUAUUAUGAAAGAGGAAAAAAAUAUUCUAAUAAAUGUAUUUCAAAGCAAUUUGUUAAAGGACAUGACGUGUUUUGGCAGGUGUUUGUACUCUGUAUUAGGAAUGUUAUCUGUACAGUAACAGCAUGGACGAAAUGCUGCAACAGCAUCGACAAAUUCUGCUUUUACUAUCCUUCUGGGUUGGGGUUUUUUACUGUAUUGUUAUAUGCUCAAAGCAUGGCACUGAAAGUUGAAAAAAGAUCUAAUUUUUGUAAUAAAAUUGUGAUAUAUAUAUACAUGAAA